This is a messenger RNA of Conger conger (European conger), 719 nucleotides long. It is a transcript of the gene snrpd3, whose product is annotated as small nuclear ribonucleoprotein D3 polypeptide. The transcript has 4 exons. The record is from RefSeq and is a predicted model, not a curated record. Gene Ontology annotation, molecular function: RNA binding. Gene Ontology annotation, biological process: RNA processing; spliceosomal snRNP assembly. Lineage: Eukaryota; Metazoa; Chordata; Actinopteri; Anguilliformes; Congridae. The coding region runs from base 163 to 546 and encodes 127 amino acids. Gene Ontology annotation, cellular component: pICln-Sm protein complex; U2 snRNP; U12-type spliceosomal complex.
AUAUAGACAAACGGAAGUACUUUAACAACUUCCGGUGUAACUAAUGCAUUAUGGGUGGCGGAAAAUACGCCUUUUGCGUUGGUAGCACGCUGAGCUAAGAAGCAGCUUGUCUGGAGACGUUUGUAAAUUUCCAACAAUUUCCUUUGAAUUCGAGGAGCAAACAUGUCGAUCGGCGUGCCUAUUAAAGUCCUGCACGAAGCAGAGGGACAUAUUGUGACCUGUGAGACCAACACUGGCGAGGUGUACAGAGGGAAACUCAUAGAAGCAGAGGACAAUAUGAAUUGCCAGAUGGCAAACAUCACAGUGACAUACAGAGAUGGCCGUGUGGCCCAGCUAGAGCAGGUCUACAUCCGGGGAAGCAAGAUCCGAUUCCUGAUCCUGCCGGACAUGCUGAAAAAUGCACCCAUGUUAAAGAGCAUGAAGAACAAAAACCAGGGAUCUGGAGCAGGGAGAGGGAAAGCAGCCAUUCUCAAAGCCCAAGUGGCUGCAAGAGGUCGAGGACGUGGUGGUAUGGGACGAGGAAACAUUUUCCAGAAAAGGCGAUAGUUUUGUUUGAACCUUGUUUAAAAAUUGUACAGCUGUUUUGAACCUUUUUCCCCUAGUUUUUAAGACAUACAGCAUUGCUACCUGUUGCAAGUUUUGGAAUACAAAGGUGAAGAAGCAUGGUGUAACAGGUUUAUGAUUGUUUUUGGAGGCACAAUAAAGUUUUUUUUUUUUUU